UUUCAGCCUCAGUGUCAGGUGUGCGCAGAGUGGAAACGGGAGAUUUUGAAACAUCACAUCCACAGAAAUGGAGAUGUGCACUGGGGAAAUUGCCGGCCGGGCCUUUGGCCCGUCGAUGCCUGGGAGGUGGCCAAGACAGGCUUUCAUGCCGCGAGGACAGGCCGACAAAAGAGGACCUGAGGAAUGUGAUGCAGUGGCUCUUUUAAGUCUCAUCAACUCUUGCGAUCACUUCGUGGUUGAUCGAAAGAAAGUCACCGAGGUGAUUAAGUGUCGUAAUGAGAUCAUGCACUCUUCAGAGAUGAAAGUAUCUUCUACAUGGCUUCGAGAUUUUCAGAUGAAGAUCCAAAACUUUCUGAAUGAAUUUAAGAACAUCCCCGAGAUUGUGGCGGUGUACUCCAGAAUUGAACAGCUUUUGACAUCUGACUGGGCUGUUCACAUCCCUGCAGAAGACCACCCAGACGGGUGUGAAUGCGAGAUGGGAAUGUACCUGAGUGCGAGCCACGUGAAUGAAAUAGAAGUGGAACUGCUAAAGGAAAAGCUACAAGAGCUGUAUUUUCAAGCAGAAGAACAAGAAGCGCUACCUGAAGAGGUCUCAAAACAACUGGAAGUAGUGAAGGAAUUCCUGAGAAACAACGAGGAUCUUAGGAACGGUCUUACAGCCGAUCUGCAGAAGCUGGACAGCCUCCAUCUCCAGCAUCAAAAGCUGGAGUCAAAGGAGCCUGCGAGACAGAGCCCUGAGAGGAAGGCCUGAGGUUGCCUUUCCACAAAAGUCAAGCAUAUUUCCGUGAAAGUCUGCGUGGCUUCCAGCUCAGACAUCCUUUUCUGCACCAAAUGACAAAGUGGGCAGAGUGCUGUGCCCAAAACCAAGAGGAAUUUUUGCUGUUUUUUUUCCUGGACUUGUCCUUGACCCUUGUGGUAGUUUUUUAUUUUGUUUUGUUUUUUUCUUUUUUUAUAUUCGCGGACUUAGGGUUGGGCCAGGUGGUGGUAAAACAUGACGCGCUGCAAGGUUGACCCGACACAGGACGUCUGCUGCUUCAUGUCAGGAAACAUCUCCAGUAUGCUGUGUACGCACUUGCCUGUAGGGAACCAGCAGUUAGCGUCAUGGCUAUGUCGCUGGACUCCCACGUAGUCUACCGCGGUUCGUGUCCCGGACCCGGUGGCUUAAAACUCAUGCCGGGCGCGUGUG
Molecule: messenger RNA, 1186 nt
Organism: Tupaia belangeri chinensis (Chinese tree shrew)
Lineage: Eukaryota; Metazoa; Chordata; Mammalia; Scandentia; Tupaiidae
Gene: CUNHXorf38
Product: chromosome unknown CXorf38 homolog
Source: RefSeq, a predicted model, not a curated record